AUGAUUUCCGGACCUACAUCAGUUAACUUCUGCAAUCAGACACACUUGUGGAUGGCUGAGGGAUUUGAUAUCAUGUAUAGUUCAUGUCGGCUGCAAAGCACAGGCAACUUUGAUAUCAAUGGGAUGACGACUGCACUGUAUCGGUUGAAGCUCAAAAAAGUCAUAUAUGCAAUGGAUGCAAAUUCCUAUAUAACCCAAGUUACCAAAAUGAUAGACGCGUUUAACAGACCCUUCCACAAUUGUCCAUUCAACGGAUUUAUCUAUUAA
Dicrocoelium dendriticum is the source of this 267-nucleotide messenger RNA. NCBI's taxonomy places the organism in Eukaryota, Metazoa, Platyhelminthes, Trematoda, Plagiorchiida, Dicrocoeliidae. The record is from the annotation of a GenBank genome assembly.